UCCGUCAACUGUGCUCGCUCGUACCAUUUGUGACUGUUGUGUGAUGGAUGUGAAUUGAACUAUGGAGGAGGAGUCGAUGUCAGGGCAUAGCUGUUCCGAAGACGACAUCAGCGUUGGGCGACCGUCGCCGGCGCCCUCGCGAUCGCCAUCGCCGCAAGAUUACUUCAGACCGUUGAAACGAUUGAAGAUGGCUUCGGAGCCCGUUGAGGAGCGUCGUGGUGAAGGAGUGAAGAGUUUUUCCAUACUGGACAUUCUGUCUCAUAGUCCGCGAACGCCUCCGCGUAUUGUACGGCCGUGGGAUGCGUCGGGUUUUGAGAGAUUGCAGCGGUUGCAGCGCUUGGCAGGAGCCGCUCUGCUGGACGGGGAGCGCUGGAGGCUCGCCGCGUUAGGUUUACUGAGGCCGAGAGAGAUGGCUCCAGCGGAGUGCUGUGAUUCAGCGUCUGAAAGGUCUUCAUCAGCGUCAGACUGUUGUUCGGAGCCGAGACGGGCGCCGCAAGGGACCGCACCUCACACGCCGUUGGACGCGCUGUUCCACAUGACCAGUAAAACCUUUGAAGCCAAUAAUGCUGACAAUGGAGAUGGUCAGUCUAAUCACCUCAACCUCUUCAACUCCCGGCCGCAGCCGAAGAAGAAAAGAAAGUCCAGAACGGCAUUCACAAACCACCAGAUAUUUGAGCUGGAAAAGCGAUUCCUCUAUCAGAAAUAUCUCUCCCCAGCCGACCGAGACGAGAUCGCCAGCUCGCUGGGACUAUCAAACGCUCAGGUCAUCACAUGGUUUCAAAACCGGCGAGCAAAAUUGAAACGCGACAUGGAAGAACUAAAAAAAGACGUUGAAAGCGCCAAAGUGCUCUCCGCGCACAAGAGCUUCCUCGAAAACGUCACCGACUUGGGUAUUUUGAAGAAGAAAGCCAUGAGCAUAGGCGCUAGCGAGGAGGCAGCUACGAAUUUAGUCGUGAACGCGUCAAAAUGAAACGAGUCGGCGCGAUCCGUCGCGCCUGACGUCUACGAUAGGCGUCUACUCGAUUUUUAAGACAAUUCGAAUAAUCGAACAGUGCUUUCGUUACAACAAAUAUAAUUAUAAUCG
This is a messenger RNA of Zerene cesonia (dogface butterfly), 1084 nucleotides long. Its product is annotated as homeobox protein BarH-like 1b. Gene Ontology annotation, molecular function: DNA binding; DNA-binding transcription factor activity, RNA polymerase II-specific. The record is from RefSeq and is a predicted model, not a curated record. Bases 62 to 970 code for a protein of 302 amino acids. NCBI's taxonomy places the organism in Eukaryota, Metazoa, Arthropoda, Insecta, Lepidoptera, Pieridae. Gene Ontology annotation, biological process: regulation of DNA-templated transcription. The transcript is spliced from 2 exons.